Molecule: messenger RNA, 3884 nt
Organism: Oncorhynchus masou masou (cherry salmon)
Lineage: Eukaryota; Metazoa; Chordata; Actinopteri; Salmoniformes; Salmonidae
Product: dual specificity calcium/calmodulin-dependent 3',5'-cyclic nucleotide phosphodiesterase 1B-like
Exons: 12
Coding region: 182-1393 (403 amino acids)
Biological process (GO): signal transduction
Cellular component (GO): neuronal cell body
Molecular function (GO): calmodulin-activated 3',5'-cyclic-GMP phosphodiesterase activity
Source: RefSeq, a predicted model, not a curated record
GGGUCUGGACACAGAGGACGACCUCCAGAAGCUGCACUCUGAUGGCGUGCCCACGGAGGUCACUGAUUGGCUGGCUUCAACCUUCACUCAGAGGGCCCGCCACCCCGCUCGCCGCUCUGACGACAAACCAAAGUUCCGCAGCAUCGUCCACGCAGUGCAGGCUGGUAUCUUUGUCGAGAGGAUGUUCAGAAGGGCCUACACUGCUGCCAUGCCUGACCAACCUGCAGCAGUAGUUAACUGUCUCAGGGACAUUGACCGGUGGAACUUUGAUGUGUUUGCCCUGAACACAGCCAGUGAUGACCACGCACUGCAGACCCUGGUCUUCGAGCUGGUGACACGCUACGAACUCAACAGCAGAUUCAAGAUCCCAAUCUCCUGUCUGAUGUCCUUCUUGGAGAAGCUGGAGAAAGGCUACAGUAAACACAGCAACCCGUACCACAGCAGUGUCCACGCAGCCGACGUCACACAAACCCUCCACUGUCUGCUCCUCCGUACAGGACUAGUGCACUGGUUGACUGAACUGGAGGUCCUGGCGUCCCUGUUUGCUGCGGCCAUCCAUGACUACGAACACACUGGAACUACAAACGACUUCCACAUUCACACAAAGUCAGACUUUGCUAUGAUCUACAACGACCGGUCAGUCCAGGAGAGCCACCACAUCAGUGCUGCGUUCCAUCUUCUACAGGACGACCAAUCCAACAUCUUCAUGAACCUCUCCAGAGAACAGUGGAUGGAGCUGCGAGCGCUGGUGAUAGAGAUGGUGUUGGCUACAGACAUGUCAUCUCACCUUGUCCAGGUCAAAGCCAUGAAGGGGUGUCUGCAGCAGCACGAAGGCAUAGACAAACCAAAAGCGCUGUCCCUACUACUGCACACUGCAGACAUCAGCCACCCCUCUAAGCCCUGGAGUCUACACUCUCGCUGGACCAAAGCCCUCAUGGACGAGUUCUUCAGACAGGGUGACAGAGAGGCAGAGCUUGGUCUUCCCUUCUCUCCACUGUGUGAUCGGAACAGCACUCUGGUCGCAGAGUCACAAAUAGGUUUCAUAGACUUCAUAGUAGACCCUACGUUCUCCCUACUGACUGACGUGGCUCAGAAGAUAGUCAUUCCCCUGGUGGAAGACAACCCAGGCCCACCGGACCCCUGCAAUCGACAUAGUAAUCUGUGGAAGGAGAGUUCCAGAGGACUACAGUGGAGCUUGUCUCACAUCACCUCAGAACUGGUCAGCUUCAGAUCCACCUGGACACGACACACAGAAGACAACAAGUUCAAAUGGAAGGAGAGCGGCUCCAAUGGGCUCUUGGAUCAGAUCGUGUCGAAGGAGCCGUUGGCUGGUGAAGACGAUGAGCUCUCUGAACAACUGUUGCAGACCCCUUCUAAAGAUGCUAAACAGUAGAUAGGCCUCUCAUGUACUAUGAUGCCUAUGUAAACGAUAUGUAAACGGAGGGUUGGGGAGAACUGUUUACCUGUAAUCUUUUACAUGUAAUCUGAUAAUAAUACAAACAUGUAACUGUAAUCAGCUACUUUACCAGCUAAAAUAUUAUAAAUGGAUUCCAAAUACUUUUGAAAAACUAGAUGAUUACUUCUUGAAUUACUUUAAAAUUCAGAAAGGACGUUUGGGAAAUAAUACAGUAUGCCACAUUUCUGUUUCUCAAUGACAUUCAAUUCAGCACUGAAAAAAGGUGCCAGUUUAUGUUUGUUCCACCUGGUUGGAUGGAUCCUUUCCAUCUUCUUCUGAUGUCUCUUAAGGGGAAAUUAAUCAGUUGACAUUACAGAGUGGAGGAGAAAGUAAUCCAAAAGUAACUGAAAGUAAUCAGAUUAUGUCACUGAAUUAAGGGGAAAGUAAUCCAAAAGUAACUGAAAGUAAUCAGAUUAUGUCACUGAGUUAAGGGGAAAGUAAUCCAAAAGUAACUGAAAGUAAUCAGAUUAUGUUACUGAGUUGAGAGGAUAGUAAGCCAAAAGUAACUGAAACUGAGUUUGGGUAUCCAAAAGUUAAGUUACUGAUUACAAUUUUGGACAGGUAACUAGUAACUGUGCCUGAUUACAUUUAGAGAGUAAUCUAUCCAACCCUGUGUAAAUUAUAGUAAUUUAAUGAAGAUUACCAAAACAUGCUGGUCAUGUUAUGUGCUAAUUACCAUACAUGAUUUUACGGUGGUUUGCUUGCAAUUUGUUAACCAGUUAGGAAAACUUUCAUGGAGAAACUUAACAAAGAUCAUGUAUCAUGGGUAACAUGGGUAGCAUGUAUGUUACAUGGAAUAGAUGGCUAAUGUCAAAGGUACCAGCAGUGAAAGGCUGGCCUUAUCAUGUGGAAGAUGUACGAUGUAAUCAUGUGACUGUUGUUGUUGAUGUAAAGUACAACAAGACAAAGAGUUUUCUACUUCUUUAUAUUCUACCCUUACGACUGAGGAGAUGUUGAUGUGCUUUAUAUUCUACCCAUACCACUGAGGAGAUGUUGAAGAGUGAUUCUUUAUCUAAUUUUUCAUAUGUUUUCUUUGAAUCCAAAGAAUUGGAAUCGUGAACUAUACUGAACAUACAGGAUAUCAGUAGCCAAUGUCCAAUAUCAUUAGUCAACUCUUCUGACUAUCAGCCAGGAACAUAGCCUGGAGACCCAUCUAUUGCCAAACUAGCAUUUCUUCUCCACGAUGAGUCUUGAUUUGCUUGCCUCCCUUAAGUUUUGUAGAAUGCGGACACAUUCUGAUCCUUCUGAUUGGUUCCAGAAACCGGUGGGCUGGGCCAGAGCCGGCCUACAUGAUGACCGUAUCAACUUUGAUACUCUGAUUGGUUAGAUUGAUUAGAAACAAUCCAAUCACUGAUUGAAUUGUUUUGUACAACGCCCCUCAUUUUCACAGCAGCACAAAUUACUUCUAGGAUGGCAGUUUCAGAUUUCAGGAUGGCACAGUCAUAGAGCAGAAUAAUUAAAUUCAGGAUGACGCGUCAGGCAACCAAGAACUGCCAUAUUGUACAAGUCUUAUAUCUUUAAUGUUGUGAUUCUGAGGCCGUCCACUAUGGACACAGCACAUCAAAGGCAUGACAGACAGUAAUAGUCAGAAGAGUUGAAUGAAGCACUGCAGAUCUGGGACUAGGCUGAGAUAUCAGUCCAAUCCUUCAGCAGAGUCCUGUUCACUGGUCCUCCAGUAGGAGGAGCCAAAACUGUGGGGAGGAAGUAUGAACCAGGCUACAGUGGUAUUAUGAAAUGCAUUGGGUGAAAACUGGUCACGUUAUGAAAUAUUUAUGUGUUUUAUGCUCGCAGCACCACGUCUAUUGAAUAAUUGAUAAUAGGGUUUUGUUAUAAGUCAACCUUACUUACUCAACAUUAUAGGUCAGUGAUGCAACACUAAAGUCAGAGCCGUAUUGUUGGCCUACUAUGGGGUAGUUCUUGGUAUGAAUUAAAAUGGAUUAUAAAUUGGGUGGUUCGAGCCCUGAAUGCUGAUUGGCUGACAGCCGUGGUAUAUCAGACCGUAUACCACGGGUAUGACAAAACUUGUAUUUUUACUGCUGUACUUAUGUUGGUAACCUGUUUAUAAUAGGAAUAAGGCACCUCUGGGGUUUGUGAUAUAUGACCAAUAUAUCACGGCUAAGGGCUGUAUCAAGGCACUCCACUUUGCGUCUUGCCUAAGAACAACCCUUAGCCGUGGUAUAUUGGCCAUAUACCACACCCCCUUGGGCCUUAUUGCUUAAUUGUAGCAUGGAUUAUGAUUGGAAUAAUAUGUUCUGUUUAAAGAAGUAAACACAAAUGCUUGUCCAAUUUCACACUUUAUUGUAUCAAACCAUUUUUUUAAAAUUACAUAUGUAAUCAUUACCAAGUCAAGCAAAGUUGAACUAAAAUGCAGAUAUAUAUGGAUUUCAUGUACCGUAAUUUAUCAUGAAUAAAACUAAAUAAAUACACA